UUACGGUUUUAAAUGUUUUGGAGUUAGACAAACUUGAGAAGCAAGAGUUUGACUUCGUCAUCGAUAAGGGCACCCUCGACUGUAUACUCUGCGGAGAGAAGUCUUUUGAAAACGUGCAUAAGGCCCUGACCCUCAUCUCUCAAAUCCUGAAGCCUGGGGGAGUGUACAUGAUGAUAUCGUACGGCUCUCCGGUCUUUCGUCUGAACCACCUUCAAAAAAAAGAAUUGCAGUGGACUGUUGAACUCCAAACCCUAGAAAAACCCUCACUAAACGCCUCAACGGAGGUGGAGGAGAAGUCAGACGUCCACUACAUUUAUAUUUGCAAAAAAGAAAAGGUAGCAGUGUUUGUGCAGCCGCCUGCUGAAGAGGCCCCAGAGGAUGAGAAGAAGCAGCCUGAGAGCUGA
This is a messenger RNA of Eimeria acervulina, 404 nucleotides long. RefSeq lists its product as hypothetical. The annotation marks the transcript as partial. The transcript has 5 exons. Lineage: Eukaryota; Apicomplexa; Conoidasida; Eucoccidiorida; Eimeriidae. The record is from RefSeq and is a predicted model, not a curated record.